This is a messenger RNA of Lentinula edodes (shiitake mushroom), 1719 nucleotides long. RefSeq lists its product as uncharacterized. Bases 202 to 1566 code for a protein of 454 amino acids. Lineage: Eukaryota; Fungi; Basidiomycota; Agaricomycetes; Agaricales; Omphalotaceae. Gene Ontology annotation, biological process: secondary metabolite biosynthetic process. The record is from RefSeq and is a predicted model, not a curated record. The transcript is spliced from 11 exons. Gene Ontology annotation, molecular function: FAD binding.
AGUAUCAGGUUGAGGAGAUCAUUUCGUUUCUGCGGCACGAUGCACCUGGGCUGAAAGCACAAAGUCGCUACGCAGUCCGGUUAAAUCGUGUCAAAGAACCAGGGCAGAAUAUGCAUAAAAGGCUCGUUCCGUUUAUUGUUAUAUUCUCGACUUGCACUGGUACACUUUAUUUCGCAACCUAAACUUUAACGGCUUGCUCGAAUGAUGACCUCCGCAAAUACCAGGAGAUUACAUGUAGCUAUCUGCGGGGCAGGGAUCGGAGGACUCACCUUCGCUCUGGCUCUAUCGCGUUACACUGAUAUCGACAUUGAUAUUUAUGAAAGCGCGCGAGCACUCACAGAGGUCGGCGCAGGAAUUGGAAUAUUUCCUCGUCCUUGGAAAAUCAUUAAAAUGCUCGGAUUAGAAGCGGAUCUACUCAAAGUAACUGAGACGAAAGUCGUCGAUGGCCCGGUUUCUGCCUUUCGUUACCGCAAGAGCGAUCAAUACGAAGGCAUUGAAUUUUAUACUUUGAUUACUCAAGGAUCACUAAUGCUUUUCCAUCGAGCGGAUUAUCAACAAACUCUACUCAACCAUCUUCCCAAACGAUGCCGAACGCAUUGUCUUAAACGUCUGAGAUCUUACGCCCAACGUCAAUCUGGCCCUAUUGAGCUCUUGUUUGAGGAUAGCACAACGGCGUCUUGCGAUUUGCUUAUUGGUGCAGAUGGCGUGAAAUCUGCCGUUCGUGCGGGAGUCUUAGGCGAAAAGGCUCAGUGGGCUAGGAGCGAAGGAAGACGGGAGGAGGCUGCGGAGAUUCUCCAGCACGUCGAGCCAGUCUGGUCUGGAACUAACGCGUACCGAGCCUUGAUCCCCGUUCAAAAGCUACAGACGAUCGCGCCUAAUCAUCGGGUACUAAACACUCCUGGUGUCCAGUAUCUUGGGAAACACGGUUACAUCAUAGCAUAUCGCAUCUCUGGAGGGAAAUUAAUCAAUUUUGUUGCGUUCGUCGUCAAGCAUCACUUGGAAAACACCCAGUUCAAUGGUCCAUGGAUGUCAACUGUUGAUACUAGUGCCUUUUCCUCGAUAUUUGCUCACUGGGAACCAGAAGUACAAGCUCUCAUCGCUUGUGUUGAAAAACCGAUGCAAUGGGCAAUCCACACUGUCCGCCCAAUGCAAUCAUUUGUUUCUGGAAGGGUAGCACUACUAGGAGAUGCUGCUCAUUCAAUGACACCACAUCAGGGCUCCGGUGCAGGACAAGCUAUCGAGGAUGCGUACAUCCUCGCGACUGUUUUGGGUCACCCAUCCACUAACCGUACCAAUAUUGCUCGUGCGCUGCGUGUCUAUGACAGCAUUCGGUGCCCUUUUGCGUAUAGAGUGAUGGAGGUUAGUCGAAUAAACGGGCGCUACUUCACUCUUCAGCUUGAUGAAGCCGCCGGAGCAAUGGAUUUAGACAAAUUGCCACCGAAACAGCAAUGGGAUAAUUUACAACGGCUUGGGUCAAGAAUUGUAAAGAACUGGGAAUGGACUUGGACAACAUCGAUUGAUACAACGUUGCAAGAAGCCUUGCGCAUGUUAGAGAGUCUCGCGUGAUCUUACCUCAAAGCGGGGGUCCGAAGUCUGUCAGCUUCAAAUCAUUAAUUUAUACAUGGGUUCCCUGGCACAGAAAUGGAUAAGUGUACCAUAUAACUGUAAUUUGUGUACAUCAUUUGUAGUUCAACUUAGAGAGCAAAUACACACUAUGGA